AUGGUAUUAGAAGGAUCUCCAAACGCGGAGACGUCUUCUUACAUAUAUCUUGGACGUUCUAUGAACAUGGAGAACAACAGGCCCCUUAAGGAAGCCACAGACCAACUGACGGACCCAGAGCUCCGAGAUCACCUGCUCGAUUCAACCGUUCUUCCUACCUCUAUUACGGGGCAGAGACGAGGACACCGUGGCACGUCGGAGGCUCUCCGAACAACCUACGGAGAGUGA
This is a messenger RNA of Strongylus vulgaris, 228 nucleotides long. The record is from the annotation of a GenBank genome assembly. NCBI's taxonomy places the organism in Eukaryota, Metazoa, Nematoda, Chromadorea, Rhabditida, Strongylidae.